AUGUCAUGGUCGGGUAAACAACGUGCGCUCGUUGUGAAGUGUUUUUUUCAAAAUGGCGAGUCGCCUAUAAAAACGCAGCGCGCUCUGCGCACAACGCUUGGCCUUGGUCGACACGAUCCUGUUCCCAGCUGCAGAACAAUUAAACGUUGGGUGGAUAAUUUUAAUGAAACUGGAUCUACUGAAGACAAAAAGAGAAGUGGCAGACCCCUUACAGCCAGAACACCUGAAAAUUUUGAAAAAAAUUCGCCAUUUUGA
Molecule: messenger RNA, 255 nt
Organism: Macrosiphum euphorbiae (potato aphid)
Lineage: Eukaryota; Metazoa; Arthropoda; Insecta; Hemiptera; Aphididae
Source: the annotation of a GenBank genome assembly